Molecule: messenger RNA, 590 nt
Organism: Asparagus officinalis (garden asparagus)
Lineage: Eukaryota; Viridiplantae; Streptophyta; Magnoliopsida; Asparagales; Asparagaceae
Exons: 4
Coding region: 35-298 (87 amino acids)
Source: RefSeq, a predicted model, not a curated record
UGGGGUGACAGCAAUUAAAUUUGGGUUGAGGAAGAUGAGUUCCAGGCCUGUUCCAAGAAGGGAUAGCCCUUGGGGGCUGCCUGAAGGUGAUACAAGGCAGCCCAAGGCACAUAGAUGCAAUGACCGAGCUGAGGAUGUAAUCCAGGCUUGUUUUGAAGGAAAUCCAUUUAAAACUGUGCCGGGCCCUUUCAAGCUAUUCUAUCGAUGCAUGCGGUCAAACCCAGGGGAGGAGCCAACUGAGCCUUACACCUACCUCGAUCUGGACCCACCGAAGAGGGAAGAAUCGAAGCUAGAGUAACAGAAAGAAAAACCCUAAAUUUGUGAGGUCAACUCAUCAGAUGAUAUCCCUCACAAAAUUAUGAUCAUAAAACUAGCAAAAUGUAUUACCCAUAAUAAAUUUAUAUCUUCUCUUGAAUGAUUUACUUGCACAUGUAUCUUUUUCUGUAUCAUGCAAGCAUUUUUGCAAACAUCAUGAAGUCGACAAACAUGUAUCAGGUUUUUAUGUGAAUUGUUCGACAUAUCCUAAUAACCAUCGUGUUCAGACUGUAACCAUACUCUCUUGGUGAUCAUUAGCUUUUACCAGUUUCUGA